GAUAUUAAUUAAAAUGAACGAAAAUAUUGUAAACGCAAAAUUCGGCUAUAUAAGAUCUCGAGUUGAAAAUAACGGUUUAAUGUAAAAACAUUGCUUAUUGAAGAUGGCAAAAAUAUUACUGUUCGUCGCUAGUGUAAUAGCUUUAUUGCAGGCUUUUCUUGCAGCUCCUGCAGCUCAAUAUGGCGGCUACUACUACUAUCCAUACCCUCCACUUCCACCCGCAACAACUGCAGCACCGGCAGCUCCAUAUGCCAACCCUCCACUUCCAUCUAGUGCUCCCACAACAACGGCAUUUCCCAACCCACCUCUUCCAUCACAGUUGACGACAACAACAACAGUAGCACCUACUACCACUCCAUAUCCAGACCCACCUCUACCAUCUGGAACUACGACAACAACUAAAUAUCCAAACCCACCUCUUCCAUCCGGAACUACAACAACUGCAGCUGCUACAACAGCUGCAGCUGCUACAACAACAGCAGCUAGUACGACAACUGCAGCCGGUACGACAACUGCAGCCGAUACAACAACUGCAGCAGGUACAACAACUGCAGCCGGUACAACAACUGCAGCCGGUACAGCAACUUCAUACCCAAACCCACCUCUUCCAUCCGUUGCUACAACUACUGCAGCAGGCACAACAACUCCAGCAGCCACAACUUCUAUUCCAGCCACAACAACUGCAGCAGUAACUACAGCUGUAGCACCAGCCACUACUGAAGCACCAGCCACUACCGAAGCACCAGCCACUACUGAAGCACCAGCCACUACUGAAGCACCAGCCACCACUACAGCUCCAGCCACUACUGAAGCCCCAACAACAGCUGAAGCCCCAACAACAGCUGAAGCCCCAGCAACAGCUGAAGCCACAACAACUACUGAAGCACCAGCAACUACUGAAGCGCCAGCCACUUCUGAAGCGUCAGCCAUUACUGAAGCACCAGCCGCUUCUGAAGGCCCAGCAACUAUUGAAGCACCGACAACGCCUGAAGCACCUGCAACUGCUGAAGAGCCAGCCACCACUGAAGCGCCAACCACUACUGAAGCGCCAACAACUACUGAAGCGCCAGCCACUACCGAAGCACCGGCGACUACUGAAGCCCCAGCAACUGCUGAAGUCCCAGCAACUGGUGAAGCCCCAGCAACUGGUGAGGCCCCAGCAACUACUGAAGCCUCAGCAACUACUGAAGCCCCAUCAACUAUUGAGGCAUCAGCAACUACUGAGGCCCCAGCAACUGCUGAAGAGCCAGCCACUACUGAAGCACCAGCCACUACUGAAGCGCCAGCCACUACUGAAGCCUCAGCAACUACUGAAGUCCCAGCAACUGCUGAACUCCCAGCAACUACUGAAGCACCAGCCGCUUCUGAAGGCCCAGCAACUAUUGAAGCCCCGACAACGCCUGAAGCACCUGCAACUGCUGAAGAGCCAGCCACCACUGAAGCGCCAACCACUACUGAAGCGCCAACAACUACUGAAGCGCCAGCCACUACCGAAGCACCGGCGACUACUGAAGCCCCAGCAACUGCUGAAGUCCCAGCAACUGGUGAGGCCCCAGCAACUACUGAAGCCCCAGCAACUACUGAAGCCCCAUCAACUAUUGAGGCCUCAGCAACUACUGAGGCCCCAGCAACUGCUGAAGAGCCAGCCACUACUGAAGCACCAGCCACUACUGAAGCGCCAGCCACUACUGAACUCACAGCAACUACUGAAGCCCCAGGAACUACUGAACUCCCAGCAACUACUGAAGCCCCAGGAACUACUAAGGCCCCAGCAACUGCUGAAGCACCGGUGUCAAAAUAAUUUAAUUCUGUCAAAUUUUUGAAAUCAAAUAUUUUAAAUAAAUCAUUCUGAUUUGUUGCAGGAUAUUCUUUUGUGCCAGUCUCUAUCAUGAUUUACCAUGCUCACACAGGUGAUUAAGUUAAAUGCAUGGCAGACGGACGUGUUUUUACAUCGCUAUACCUUUAUGUAGUCUAU
Bradysia coprophila is the source of this 1975-nucleotide messenger RNA. RefSeq lists its product as uncharacterized. Lineage: Eukaryota; Metazoa; Arthropoda; Insecta; Diptera; Sciaridae. The record is from RefSeq and is a predicted model, not a curated record.